Messenger RNA from Mytilus californianus (California mussel), 5679 nucleotides. RefSeq names its product transmembrane protein 165-like. Bases 184 to 1074 code for a protein of 296 amino acids. The transcript has 7 exons. Gene Ontology annotation, biological process: Golgi calcium ion homeostasis; manganese ion transmembrane transport; calcium ion transmembrane transport. Gene Ontology annotation, molecular function: manganese ion transmembrane transporter activity; calcium ion transmembrane transporter activity. The record is from RefSeq and is a predicted model, not a curated record. Gene Ontology annotation, cellular component: Golgi apparatus. NCBI's taxonomy places the organism in Eukaryota, Metazoa, Mollusca, Bivalvia, Mytilida, Mytilidae.
CAAAGUUGACAAGCCAGAUCAGAAAUGUCAACGUGACAACUGUCGAGAACAAAAUUACAGAUUCUAAGCUGUUUUCUAAGAGUUUAUAGAGAAGUUAAAUCGUCCAUGAAUCUAGAUCUCUAGUCAUAGUUUUAAUAAUCAAAACCAUUAUCAACUCUUACACAUUAAACUUUCAGUAACGAAAUGAAACUGUUUACACGGUUUCUGUUUAUUUUAACAUGGACAAUAUUAUGCGUCUCUGUUGUUGAAGUUUUAUGUGAAAAUCAAAAAGAUAUUGUAAAAGAUGUAAUCAAAGGAAUAAACAAAGAUAAAUCUGAUGAGCAUGAAAAAGAAAGCUCUGAUGAAGGAUCCAUGUUCCAUGCUUUGCGGAAAAAGAGUGGAAACUUGGGAUUUCUCCAUGCCUUUUUGGCUUCGCUAUCUGUGAUAAUUGUAUCAGAAAUUGGUGAUAAGACGUUUUUCAUAGCAGCUAUUAUGGCAAUGAGACAUUCCAGAACAGUUGUGUUUGCUGGCGCUAUAGCCUCAUUGUGGCUAAUGACCAUUUUAUCAGCUAUAAUGGGAUAUGCCACGACUAUUAUUCCACGAUGGUUUACAUAUUAUGCAUCAUCAGCAUUAUUUGCAGUGUUUGGUAUCAAGAUGAUUAAGGAAGGUUAUGAGAUGUCCCCUGAUGAAGGUCAAGAAGAAAUGGAAGAAGUGCAGGCAGACAUUAAAAAGCAAGAAGAGGAGUAUGAAAAAGAUCGUCUAGGAACACAAGAUAUAGAGACUGGAGUAAUACGGACACCUGGUCGCAAAUGGUUCCAUGCAUUAGUUGGAACUGUAUUUUUACAAUCAUUUACAUUAAACUUUUUAGCGGAAUGGGGUGAUAGAUCUCAAAUAGCAACAAUAGUCUUAGCUGCUCGAGAGAAUAUAGCUGGUGUUAUAAUAGGAGGGUGUAUAGGCCAUUUUAUUUGUACUGCAAUAGCUGUUUUAGGAGGAAGAAUGGUAGCUCAAAAAAUAUCUGUAAGAACAGUGACUCUGAUUGGUGGAGUAGUAUUUUUAAUAUUUGCUUUGUCAGCAUUUUUUGUGAUGCCAGAAUAAGAAGAGAUAACUAAGUAGAGAGAUUAUUAUUUAUAUUUGUGAUAUUAAUAAUAAAACAUGUUAUUAUAUUUGUGCUUUACAUCUAAAUCAUGAUGUAUGUGUGUUAAGAAUGUUAACUUUAUAAGUUUUACCUUAGGUAAUACUCACAGCAUGAGUGACACCAUAAAUAUAGUUAUCGUAAAUUGCAUAUUACAUUUUACCUUUUUGGUAAAUUCAUUUUACCUUGUGUGCUAGAGUUUGCUUUUCUCAUCAAUUGAACACUUUAGUGUAUUAAAUUGUUCAGUAUCGUAUACUUUUUAAAAAUUCUGUAAUCAGUCAACCAACAUGGUAACUGUGAAGAAAUCAUGUGGAGUAAAACACCAUUUUAUCAUUUUCUCUGCAGUUUUACAACCUGUGAAGACAAAAUUUCGAGGAGUUUAUAUAUUAUUAGUCACCCUGAAGAUAUCAAUAGAAUGACCCUACCAAAUGAAAAUAAAUUGAAUAAAAUCUUGUAAAAUAACUGUUUAGGCCUGUAAUAACUCGUUUUUGACAAGAAGACAAGAAAUGUGCUUUCUUUAUGAAAUGCUCUACCUUGACCUUUGACAGAUUCUACCUCAUGACAACUUUUACUGAAGACCUACUUAUGUUGGAUUAGAUCAUUUUCUAGCAGUCAUGUUGUGUUCAACUAGGCACAACCUUUUGUUGAGUAAAACAAAUGUUCUUAUCAACUAGGUACAACGUUUUAUUGAGUAAAACAAAUGUUCUUAUCAACAAGGAAAACCUUUUAUUGAGUAAAACAAAUGUUCUUAUCAAAAAGGUACAACCUUUUAUUGAGUAAAACAAAUGUUCUUCCUGCCAUCAUAUCUGGAAACACUUUCCAAAUAUUAAUUGCAGUUAACGAUCAUGAAAUGCAGUAAGUCAUAUUGUCCUUAAACACAUACCUGCCUUGAAGUCAAUGGGGAAUAAUCAGCCAUGAACAUUAAUGUACAUAUUCAUAGGAAUUUGGUAUAUUACAAUCUGAGACAGUGUUCUGAUUGUGUUCUAUUUUGCUAUUUGUGUUAUAUAAAAAGUCUACGUGUAUAUGUUUUUUGUUCAUGUAUUGAAACUGUUAAAACUGUUGCUUAAAUUCAGUAGAUAUGUUUUUAAUUGUAUUAUAACUUGUACUAGAUUUUGUUUUACAAUUUUAUUUUCCUCAGAAUAUAUAUUUAUGAAAAAUUUGUCUACAUUUCACAUAUUGUCUUCUUAAAUACUGUACAUUGAAAAAAAAAUUGUAAGGUUUUUAUUAUUCUUAAACUGUAAUGGGAUUGGGUAAUGCAUUAAUUAGAAAUGAUUGUUCUAUUCAUACAGAGCAUUCAUUUCCUAAGAUGUCAUUUUGCCUGAUAAUAAAAAAAUCACAAUAAUGAAUAAACUCAAUGAUAUCAUUUGUAAGAAUGGGUACAUUUGUAAUGCCUCUUGGAAAAUAAGGCUGAACCAAAUAUUUUUUUGUGUUUUCUCACACUUAAUUGAUUACAUAGAUAUUUUAAUUGAAAGAUUUUUUUCUGGAUUUCAUACUGGAAAACUAUAUAUUUAAUUUGUUUUCAGUUAUGAUAAAAAAUCUUCUUUCUCAUUUAAAAUUAAAUAACACAUAAAAUAUUAUAUUUUGACACAAAAAGAUAUAUUUUUACUUUUAAAUUUUAUCAUUUUAUAGCCAUUCAUCACAAAACAGAUUUAAUUCUAAAGUUAUUUACACCAUUUUUGUCUUUCAAAAGAUUUAAUUAUUUGGUGUGGCCUAACAUUGGGAUGUUAUACCAUUGAAACAAGUUAUUUAUUUAUUUAUAACAAUAAUAUCAGCAUUAACUUAUAUCAGUUUAUUUCACGUUGUGUUUUGUUCAUGGUCUUGGCCUUAGAAGGACAGUUAAAUCUUUUAUGAGUUCAUUUUUCACAUUUUACAGCCUUAUGCGAUGUAUUUAAAUUGACAGUGAAGGUAUAAAACCACUAAUUCAUAGCCCCAUUGCUUUCUAUGUUAAAUUCUGCAAUUUCAAGCAUUAAUGGCUACUUUAUCUUAGGUUCAAAUAAAGUGGCAGUUAUUUCAUGUCAAAACUGUACCUUAUCCUGACUUGUGCUGAAAAAAUCAACAUAUCUUUAAUUGCAUAUUAGAGCGUACUGGUUCCCGGAAGUUUGAUAGUACAAAAACAGGAACUUCUGAUCUGAACAACAGGCCAAAUGAGCCCUCCUAUUAAAAUUUCAUAUACUUCUUUAUUAUUCAAGUAAACUUUAAACAAGGGUUCUAAAGUGAUCCCAAGUCCCCAAGCUUCCAUUUGAUACUAAAACAACCAAAAUAUUCCCACUAUUGACAAAGAUACAGCUAUGCGUAGGAACUAUUUUGUUUAAAAUAUGUACUACUUUCUUGUAUGUUCUUUCCGACCGGGCCUGAAUUAGUGGUUCUAUACCUGAAAUGUUGGCUUUGGAUAAAUUUUGUAAUAAGACACUUUCCAUGAAAAUAAUACACAUGCAGAUAUUUCCACAUAUACAUGAUCUAUUCAUUAAUAUACUACCUUUAACUAACAGUAUACUUUCUUGAAAAAUAUGAUUCAGGUUGUAUAGAAACAAAUUUUUAUUCAUAAGAAUUAGUUGUAUUCAUAAGACAUUUCCACCAUCCAAAAUUUAUAAGUCAUAUCAAUCAAUUAUUUUUGUAUAAUGGAGUGAACAUGAUUUUCUUACUGUAUUCUGUAGUGAGGUAAACAAGGAAGACAACCCUGUAAAUUCACAAAAAAUAUAAAGAAUAGGAUACAAUUGUUUAUCUCAUUUUUUUGGUUCAGACUCUUUUAAUAGACUUUAAGAAAAUGUUAAAUUAGUUUAGGUCUAAUGAUACAGUUUGACUUUAACCUGGUGUAAGUGACAUUAUAUGAAAGUAAUGCUAAAAUUUAGAAAAAAUAUAAAAAGAUAGCAACAACAGUACGGCUAUUUUGCAAAUUAAACAUAAAGACAAAACUUUUUUUUCUAUAUGUCUGUGUGAGGGUUUACAUUUUGUUUCAUUUCAUAACAUGUUUAAUUUUGUUAAAAGAAUGAAGAUUUUGUGUAAUUUUCACCAUUUUACUGAAUAUAAUGUUUUAACUGGAUGUAUAACUCAUGAAAAUUAGUUUUAUUUAUAUAAUGUUGUAAUUACAGACAUUUUGAAAUGGACAUGCCCUUAGCCAUAAUUUGAUCCUUAAUUGUAACUUUUCCUCUAAUUGAAAUGUUAGUUUUAUCUCAAGUUUUAAUAUUUUUUUUAUUAACAUUGGAUUACAAUUCACUAAUAAUUUCUUAUUUGUAACUAUCAUCAUUACCAACAACCCUACAUCACAAAGUAGCCAAAAUAGACAUCACUGUUUUAUUUAUAUACCAUAUAAUAAUAUAGAUUACUUUGCAUUAUACAUUCCAGUGUGUCAAUUUAUUACCUUAGUGUUUAAUAAUAAGUAUAGCAGUGUGUUUAACAUGUGCCCUUUUCCACACAUACUUGUAAAUUUCCAUAAUCAAUUGAUUUUAACUAAAACUUUCAUUGUGCAUUAUUACUUAUUUUCUGCAGUUGGAUUUCACGCUUGGAGUAAAUUUAUCUUAAAUUUGAAUUUGAAAGGAAAAGUUUGUUUAUUUAAUAUACAUUUGUAAAAUGAAUGUCUGGCCUCUCUCUCAGACUUAAAUGUAAAUCUAUCUUCCCCAAUACAUUUUGAGCUUCCAUAACUUUUUAUAUUGUCUAGAAAAGUAUAAAAAUGUUAUUACUGGAUGUCAAAAAUACAUCAAAUUGAAUAAAUUUUUCAGUAUAUAUAAAUUCAGGAUUUAUGUGAUGAUGAUAUUAUUAUUUAACUCUACCCUGGGACAACUACACACCAUUGUGUAUAAAUGUUGUACUGAUGUAUAGAAAUACCCUGGUGUGUUAUGUUGCUCUUAGGUAAAGAUAUACCCUGGUCUAUCUCCUGGUCUCUAGGCUAGUCAAAUAUAAUUGUCUAUUUAAUUUCCCUGAAUAUGAUAUGUAACUUAUGUAAGUUCAGUGUUUGAGCUGGACUCAGUUUUUUCAUCUUGUGAAAGCUUAUGAAGCAUUCAUGUAUUGUAUGUACAAUGUAUAUAGAUAUAUAUAUUAAAGGAUUGACAAUUCUAGACAUAGGAUAAAAUAUAAAGAAGGUAAUAUUUUGAGUACUUUUAUAUGUGUUUGUGGGUGUAAGUGGACAGGUGUUUUACCUCUGUCAGUGUGAACAAAAUUCUAAUGCAACACUAAUUGUAACAUUCAUUUUGAUUGCAUAAUACCACAAUUUCAUGACAUCAAUUUCAUGAUUGAUAGUCUGAAAUUGUAAAUGCUAGCAAAGAGGUCAUAUUAUGAUUUAAAAAAGGUACGAGUUAACUGUGUCUUCUUUCAGUUGCAUUAGAAUUUAGAUAGCAGUUUUGAGUUUGAAGAUUUGCUGACAUCAAUUUUUCAUUUGAUGACUGCAAAUUUCAUGUACACUAUUCUUAUCUCCUAAAUAGGAUGCAAGUUAUUAGGGUUCUCUGGAAACUGUUGUGUUAAGAUUUUUUUUUCAAAUUGCAUUGUGGAAAAAAAUGGAUGCAGAUGUUUCAAUGGAAGAAGUGUAAAAGUGGACAGUAAAGAUUUCAAAAAUAAAAGUUUUUGGGAUGAAUGAC